CUGAAUUCUGGUUAGCCAUUGUUCAAACAGAAAUUCCGGAGACAUGUCUAUAGACUUUGUAUCGACUUUGUAUCGAUGUGUGUCGCGCAACCUCUGCCGGCCAACCUUCAGUACCGCCUCUGCACUCCACCGAGCACGUGCUCCUUCCAUUUCUGAUAUUAUAUUUCGAAAUGUGGUCAACUGAGAACACUCUGAGGCUAAUCGACGUAUUUCACAACACGCCGUGUUUAUGGAAUGUCCUUUCGGACGACUAUAGGGACAGGGAAAAGAAAAAGAGAUGUUGGAAUAUAAUCGCCCAACAGUUCGGGGUGCCGGUCACCGACGUAGAAAAGAAAAUUCACAAUUUAAAGACUCAGUUUUACCGAGAGCACAAAAGAGUUACGAAAGAUAGGAAGAAUAGAGGAUAUCCUCAAACUGUAUCUAACUGGUUUGCUUACAAACAUUUAAUGUUUCUUCAUCAUAGAAUGAAAUUAAUACGAAAAAUCGGAAACCAUUAUGAUAAUGAAGUACCUAGCCUGAGGAAGGGUUGGGUACCUCUAAAAUUACUGGUACCUGGAGUACCCUGCCCCCAGACAGUCGGGGAUGCCAGGGCUCGACAACCGCUGGGGGCGCGCUGUUGCCGGUUGGUGCUUGUUGCUAGCUUUGGCAACCGCGCACUCCUACAUCAACACAGGCUAUUUCCUUACCUCUCUCUCUUCUCUCCUCUCUUCUAA
This is a messenger RNA of Nezara viridula (southern green stink bug), 713 nucleotides long. Lineage: Eukaryota; Metazoa; Arthropoda; Insecta; Hemiptera; Pentatomidae. The record is from the annotation of a GenBank genome assembly.